CGGGUCGAACUGACGUACGCAGAUCUACUUGCCGCUCCCUUUGACAGGGGCUGCUGGUCGUCCUGCACCGCCCCUCUCGUUCAUACCUGUGUGACAAGACACCGGGGGGAGAUCCCGACAACAGAUCAGCGAACAGGUCACGGAGCAGAUACAUCAACAAUGGCAUACAACAGUGAGUCGAGACUGACGUCGGCCGACGUCGGCGUCGUCAUUGGUUACUUCGUCCUUGUUAUCGGUGUGGGCAUCUUUGCGAUGUACCGUGCCAAGAGGAACACAGUCAGUGGCUACUUUCUGGCAGGGAGGUCAAUGUCUUUUCUACCGAUCGGAGCCUCCCUGUUUGUCAGCAACAUUGGCACCGAGCACUUCAUCGGCCUCGCAGGCUCUGGAGCCGGAAAUGGUAUCAGUGUUGGGGCGUGGGAGCUUAACGCCCUGAUGCUUCUACAGCUCCUUGGGUGGAUCUUCGUACCCGUGUAUAUUGCAUGUGGGACCUACACCAUGCCCGAGUAUCUCUCCAAGAGAUUUGGGGGAACCAGGAUGAGAGUGUACUUCGCCUUUCUCUCCCUCAUCCUCUACAUCUUCACGAAAUGCUCUGGGGACCUGUUCACCGGUGCCCUCUUCAUACAGCAGUCUCUCAAGUGGGACCUGUACCUGAGUAUCGUGCUUCUGGUUCUCAUCACAGCUGUCCUCACAAUUACAGGUGGUCUGACGGCUGUAAUCUACACAGACACGCUGCAGGCGAUUCUCAUGCUGACGGGAGCAGUGUAUCUCACUGGAGUAGGGUUUAAUGAGAUCGGUGGCUUUAGUGGACUAUUGGAAAAGUACCCCCAGGCCGUGCCAAGGAACGCCAGCUCCAUCGUCCCCGGGACGACGUGUCACCACCCCGACAAGCAGGCGUUCAGGAUGCUGCGGGAGGUGGACGACGACUACAUGCCGUGGCUCGGAUUCCUGCUCGGACAGACCCCGGGUUCCAUCUGGUACUGGUGCACUGACCAGGUCAUCGUGCAACGUGCACUGGCCGCGAAGAGUGUCUCCCAUGCCCAAGGGGCUACCCUGAUGGCCGGCUUCAUCAAAAUCCUCCCCAUGUUCAUCAUGGUCAUGCCAGGCAUGGUUAGCAGGAUCCUGUAUCCAGACGAGGUAGCCUGCACCAAUCCCGACUUCUGUAUGGAGGUGUGUCAGAGCAAGGCUGGGUGUACAAACAUCGCCUUCCCUCGACUCGUCCUGGGUCUCAUGCCAGACGGUGCCCGCGGCCUCAUGAUGGCGGUGAUGGUGGCAGCUUUAAUGAGUGACCUUGACUCCAUCUUCAACAGCGCUAGUACUCUCUUCACCAUCGACAUAUGGAAGAGGUUCCGACAGAGGGCGUCAGUUACGGAACUCAUGAUAGUCGGGCGGGUGUUUAUCGUGGUGAUGGUGGGCGUGUCUAUCGCGUGGGUCCCUGUCAUCAAAGAGAGCCAGGGUGGCCAGGUGUUCAUCUACAUCCAGGAGAUCACCAACUACAUCGCCCCACCGUUUACAGCAGUCUUCCUGCUUGCCAUCCUCGUACCCAGGGUCAACGAGAAGGGCGCCUUCUGGUCUCUAAUGGUGGCUUUUGUAAUUGGCAUGGUGCGUCUGUUCGUGGUGAUGGUGUACCAGUUUGAAGGGGAGACCUACUGCGGGGCCAAGAACACUGGCUAUCAGCUGCCUGGCAUCGUGAAGAACUUCCACUACAUGUACUUCUCACUCUUCAUCACACUCGUCACCGCAGCCCUCGCCAUCGUCAUCAGCCUCUGCACCGAAAAACCAGACGAUAAAUAUUUAAUUCGAACCACAUACUGGACACGUCAUGAUCCACGGAAACCGGAUGUCCUUGACAUUGAGCUGAGCAGAGGUCAAGGUAAAAAGGCAGAGCAAGUUGAAAAGGCAGGGGUAGACAAUCCGGCUGUAGAGAUGAACGAUGUAGAGGUCAAGGUCGCCGAUGGAGACGAGAAAAAAGUGUUCAGAUCACCGGAUUUGACCGAAACACCGACAGAACAAUCUCCUGGCGUCGGGCGUCGCAUUUUCAACUACCUGUGCGGGGUCGGCAGCAUCGACGAAGAUGAAUCAAAAACCCAAGCAAUGAUGGACCAUCUGGAGGACAUGGCCAGUUUGAAGCAGAACAAGUGGGUUAAAAUCGGGCUGACCGUUGGCCUCUGUACUAUCAUGGGGAUAGGGAUUGCCUUGUACAUAUUCUGGUCACUGUACCAGUUUGACACGCCCCCGUUUUAUCCAGAGGGCGCUGCUUCUCUUCUUCCUGGAGACUAUAAUUCGUCUAUGACAACAAUGAAUGUUACAGUGUAAUAUACACUCGGUUUGACGACAGAUUUCAUAUGUAUAUCUUCGAGUAUCCAGAGAUUUGGGGCACCUGAGGUAUAGAUGCUUCGGCGCCGUCAUUCGCUGUGCACAGUUGCCUCCCCUGGGCCCACCAGAAUACUGUGAUCGUUGGUUUCUUGGUUUGUUGUAAUCGUCUAAGGCCUGCAUCACUUUGGGAUUUCUCCGAAUUCAGCUGACACAGGAAUAUAUAACAGGAAAACUGUUUAAAAAGCGGCGUUUAACGUAACCCUUGUACUCACUCAUUCACUCUCUCGAAACUGACGUCGCCAUUUUUAUUUCUCUCAUUACUCUCGUUCGCUUCCCUUAUGAUUGCAAUUUGAUUCGACUUCUUUUUUUACUUUAAUUAGAAUGUCAAUCCGACUCAGAAACGAAGCUAUUAUAGUCUCAAAUAGGAUCCUUUAUCAAAAUAGAAUGGAAAUAAAAUAUACUGGAGGAUCGAGGGUGUCGUAUUCAUGUUUCAAAUAGUUAUGUGGAAGACCGUUCAUACGGAGAGUUUAUAUUGAUUUUAUUACUGUCGUAUGUGGUGAUGAUUUGGUUGUCGUGGCAUGUAUUUCAUCAUGUACAUUUGUUAACAUCUGGACAUUUGAUGAUUAGUUCUCUUAUCUCAACACGUGGGUACAAUGUUGCCAUGACAACAGCAAAGGUGGCAAUAACCUUCAUGACAUGUAAUAUCACAAAAGAUGUGACACUUGAUGAACUCCCGCACCUGCCAUUGAGCCCUUUAUGAGGUAACAUUUGAGACAAGCAACCAUAGCAUUUCAAAACAUAAUAAGCAGUAAACUUACAAUCAUUAAGCCUAUUACCUUUUCUACAUGGUAUUAUGAAUCCAAUAUAGAAUAUUAAUCCUGAAAACAUUUCUUCUACCCUCUAUCGUUUAACUGUGUUUUGGGGUAUGAAUGAACUACAAGCGAUCGCUUCCUGGCGUCCAGUUUGUUUAUCAACAAGGCGAUUCAAUUCAUCAUCGGAAUAUAUAUAAAACAGCACUACCAAUUAGUCAAAAGAGAACUGAAGAAUGUAAAUAGAAAACUGAAAAGUAAUUUGUUGUUUCAGUGGUUUAACAAAUUUAGGAUUUCGUAUCAAUGUAGUAUAAUAAACUUUUUUAGGUUGAGGAUAUUCUUUCUUGUGCAACUUUUGUAUCAAUACCAAAUGCCCUCCUGAAGAAGGUCACUGAAAUAAAGAGGAAACU
Haliotis rubra (blacklip abalone) is the source of this 3532-nucleotide messenger RNA. RefSeq names its product sodium/glucose cotransporter 4-like. The coding region runs from base 160 to 2313 and encodes 717 amino acids. The record is from RefSeq and is a predicted model, not a curated record. The transcript is spliced from 16 exons. Gene Ontology annotation, cellular component: plasma membrane. Gene Ontology annotation, biological process: inositol metabolic process; myo-inositol transport; transmembrane transport. NCBI's taxonomy places the organism in Eukaryota, Metazoa, Mollusca, Gastropoda, Lepetellida, Haliotidae. Gene Ontology annotation, molecular function: D-glucose:sodium symporter activity.